Messenger RNA from Linnemannia hyalina, 1803 nucleotides. NCBI's taxonomy places the organism in Eukaryota, Fungi, Mortierellomycota, Mortierellomycetes, Mortierellales, Mortierellaceae. The record is from the annotation of a GenBank genome assembly.
AUGGGAUCCACACUUGACAACUUUGACAAUCUCUGUCAACAAGUCUUCUUGCCCUCCAAGCCUGCUGCCGACGAAGGGAGUGCAGAUCCCGCUGCAGAGACGACAUCAGUCCAGGAGACAGCUCUCGGCCUUCUCUCCAGAGCGCAGAUCUACGAACUACAGACUCCACUUACAUCAACUACAUCGACACUUGAAUCAGCCCAGAACGACAGACAGUACUACAGGAUCCACUUGGAAGAACUUGAAGACCGCCAGCAACGGCAAGACAUCAGGGAUACCCUCGUUCAAGCUAUCGACCCUGCACUCCUCGUAAUCCUCCCCUAUGACAGGAAUCUCUCUGGAUACAGCUCCAAGACCCGAACAGAGGCGACAGAGGCUCCAUUGGAGACUGCAGUGGUCCUCGACAUGGGAGGACUCUCCGUGCCUGAACCUCCUGCAGGAUCAGCACCAGCAACAGCCUCGUUGAUUACCGACAGCAAGACCGAUCCCGCGCCCAUGGCCGAUAUCGAUGAUACCACGAGCAAGACUAUGCUGCUGGUCUCUGUCAAGGAAUGGCUCAGGCUGACAGGAACGAUCCGUUUCUGGAGGGCAGAGUCGCAUCGUGUUAAGACUGCCCAGCGAGAGAUAGUUCUAGACGGGCUAUUGGAGGACCGCUGGAGGACCGCCACGUCGUCGGCUAUGCCAUCAGCACCCAUUCCCUCCCCGCCCCAUUCCUCCGGAUCACUUACUGCUGCUGCUCUGACACCCAAGUCACUGCCAUCCUCUGCAGUGUCCUCACCAUCAACAGCAUCUUCAGUUCCGACCUCACCAUUGGCUUCUGUCGUACCACUGAGCCUGACCAAGCUGUCGACAUAUAAGCAACCAUUCCAGGAACAUCAAUUAGAAUCUCUGAUUCAGUUCAUGACCGCCUACGGUGACGAACCUUCAGCAACGUCUAUCUUGAGAGGACUGCUGGACCUCACUCGACGGCAGCUUACCGACACCACAGUGCUUUCAUGGACAUUUGACCGCGCUAACCUCACGGAACAAAAGCCAGAGGUCACUGUUGCCUUUUUAGACCUGAUUGCACGACUUGGGUUGGAGUUGGUGAUCCCCCCAGCAUUGGAAACAGGAAAGCAGCAAGAUACCAUUAUGCCGCCAGCGCCAGUCCCAACAACAUCAUAUCCUUGCAUUGCCUCGGACGCAACAGCCGUGGGGACAUCCAAGGCUGCAACGCCGGUUCAUUCGACAGAUCUGACAUGGACCUUUGGCGCAAGGAUCGAUGAUCGUCGAUUGGAGUAUUGGAUCCACCAUAUUCAACAGAAUACUCUUCCUGUGGCCAAAGUAGAUCACCAAUCGCUCCUGCCCUCAACAGCCAGCUUUGCUCCGACCAACAACAAUACAGCAACCACAAUCUCUGCUUCUUCUGGAUCAGAACAAAAGCCCAACCCCAUUCCGCUGGCAAUCCGAAAACGCUUUUUCCAAGACCGCCACAUGAUACCCGCUGGAACCAUCCAGCCCCUCACCAACACCGAUACCAAUAACUCUCAUACAAACACCAAACUUAGCACAGGUAUUGUGCGAGAUUCGACCUUUGUGCUGGCGACGUCCAAGUAUGCACUGUCAUCAUCGUCGCCAGGUUCUCAAGGAACAGGCCUGUUUGUCAAUGUCAAGAAGGAUGUCAAGGAUUUAGCCCGGUGGGCAUCGACGUGUGGAGGCCGGUUGGAUUGGAUUUGGGCGUGGUUGUUUUCCUCGUUCAAAAAGUCGCGGCGUGAAGCUAAGUCUGCCAGCCGGGAGCCGCGGUCUAACGACGAGAACGUUUGA